Messenger RNA from Platichthys flesus (European flounder), 7708 nucleotides. It is a transcript of the gene ptprdb, whose product is annotated as protein tyrosine phosphatase receptor type Db. NCBI's taxonomy places the organism in Eukaryota, Metazoa, Chordata, Actinopteri, Pleuronectiformes, Pleuronectidae. Gene Ontology annotation, biological process: protein dephosphorylation. Gene Ontology annotation, molecular function: protein tyrosine phosphatase activity; protein binding. The transcript is spliced from 39 exons. Bases 206 to 6010 code for a protein of 1934 amino acids. The record is from RefSeq and is a predicted model, not a curated record.
AGGCGCGCGGCGCUGGAUUAUUUGGGCAGAGCGGCUGCAGCCACGGUGGAUGUUACGCAGACACACGACGGAGCUUCCAUCUAUUCACACCGCGAGUUGUUUUUAUUUCCACCGGCUGCGCAGCGCGGGGAGCUGAUAUGGUUGUGAGGGCCUGUUUCUAUCGUCCUGUUGUACAGUGAGGCAGUGAGCUCACGGUGGAUACAGCAUGCAUGUGUCGACAUAUCCCAUGAUGCACUCUGCCAGUCCAGGCCUGCUCCUCCUCAGCUUCCUCUUCCUCGCUGAUGCUGACUCACCUCCCAGAUUCACGCGAACCCCAGAAGACCAAACAGGAGUCCAGGGGGGAGUGGCUUCCUUUGUGUGCCAGGCCACAGGGGAUCCGCAGCCCAAGAUUGUCUGGAACAAAAAAGGCAAAAAAGUCAGCAACCAGAGAUUUGAGGUAAUAGAGUUUGACGAUGGCUCCGGCUCUGUCCUGAGGAUCCAGCCUCUGAGGACCCCGAGAGAUGAGGCUAUUUACGAAUGUCACGCCUCCAACUCCGCAGGAGAGCUCAUUGCUUCCACCAAACUGAGUGUGCUACGAGAGGACCAGCUGCCCUCGGGGUUUCCCACCAUAGACAUGGGUCCCCAGCUGAAAGUGGUGGAGCGUUCUCGGACGGCCACCAUGCUCUGUGCCGCUAGCGGCAAUCCUGACCCAGAAAUUACCUGGUUCAAGGAUUUCCUGCCAGUCAACACGUCCAAUAACAAUGGACGAAUCAAACAGCUCCGCUCAGGUGCCCUCCAGAUAGAGAUGAGCGAGGAGUCAGACCAGGGGAAGUACGAGUGUGUUGCCACCAACAGCGACGGGACACGCUAUUCCACCCCGGCUAACCUCUAUGUCAGAGAGCUGCGAGAAGUGCGUCGCGUCCCCCCUCGCUUCUCAAUCCUGCCGGCAGACAGCGAGAUCAUGCCAGGGGGGAACAUCAACAUCACCUGCGUGGCAGUGGGCUCCCCCAUGCCCUACGUGAAGUGGAUGCUGGGAGCCGAAGACCUGACUCCCGAGGACGACAUGCCCAUCGGCCGCAACGUUCUGGAGCUGACGGACAUACGCCAGUCCAACAACUACACGUGUGUCGCCAUGUCGACGCUUGGCGUGAUUGAGGUGGUGGCGCAGAUUACUGUGAAAGCUCUGCCGAAGGCUCCCGGCAUCGCGGUGGUGACGGAGAGAACUGCAACCAGCAUCACACUCACCUGGGACUCUGGCAACGCUGAGCCCGUCUCCUACUACAUCAUACAGCACCGUGCCAAAGGCUCCGAGGACCCCUACAAAGAGAUUGAUGGCAUUGCCACGACGCGCUACAGCGUGGGCGGCCUCAGCCCUUACUCCCACUAUGACUUUCGCGUGGCAGCCGUUAACACCAUUGGCCAAGGCCCCUCCAGCGAUGCGGUGGAGGCCCGCACGGCCGAGCAGGCCCCCUCCUCGCCCCCCCGACAGGUCCGGGGCCGUAUGCUGAGCACAACCACAGCGAUCAUCCACUGGGACGAACCAGAGGAACCUAACGGACAGGUGGUCGGUUACCGAGUGUACUACACCUCGGACAACACGCUGUCAGUCAACCAGUGGGAGAAACAGAUGGUGCGCAGCGCCAACUUCAUCACCAUCCAGGGUUUGACCCCCAACAAGACCUAUUACAUCAGAGUGCUGGCCUUCACCUCCGUGGGAGACGGACCCCUCUCCCAGGAUCUGCAGAUUAUAGCCAAGACUGGAGUUCCAUCCCAACCUUCAGAAUUUAAGGGUGAGGCCAAGUCUGAAACCAGUAUCCUUUUGUCCUGGGUGGCCCCGCCCCAAGGUGGCCCUGACAACCAGAUCACAGGGUACGAACUGGUCUACAGACGAGCCGACGAAUCCGAGGAGAAGAAAAUGAGCUUUGAGCCGACCACCUCCCACCUGCUGAAGAACCUGAAGCCUUUCUCCACCUACACCUUCCAGCUGGCCGCCAAGAGCAAGCACGGGAUCGGGGCGUAUACCAACGAAGUGUCCAUGGACACGCCGCAGACGCUUCCAUCGGCACCGCCCCAGGACAUCACGUGCACCAGUCCCAGCUCUACCAGCAUCCUGGUAAGUUGGGCCCCGCCUCCCCUGGAGUUUCAGAACGGCAUAAUUACCGGAUACUCCAUCCAGCACUCGACCACGGAGGGCAACAAAACGUCCAAAAGGGUUGACGGUAUCCCUCCGGAAAGUUCCCCCUAUCUCCUGGAAAACCUGGAGAAAUGGACCGAGUACGGCGUAACCAUACGAGCGCAGACGGAAGCCGGGGACGGACCGGAAAGUUUACAGCUGCUUAUCCGCACCGAGGAGGAUGUUCCAAGUGGUCCUCCGCGAGGGGUUGAGGGGGAGACUGUGAACGCCUCGGCCAUUAGGGUGAAAUGGCGAGCACCAGCCCCCGAGCGGCAGCACGGUCAGAUCAGAGGCUACCAAGUCCACUUUGUGAGGAUGAACUACGGCGAGCCUCAGGGACAGCCCCUCAUCAAGGACAUCCUCAUGGAGGACUCGCAGUGGGCAUACGAUGACUCAACUGAAUAUAGCGUCAGUCUUGGGGACCUGCAGGCAGACACUGGCUACUCAGUAUCAGUGGGGGCUUACACUGCCAAAGGCGACGGUGCUCGCAGCAAACCUGUUACCGUCUGCACUGCCAUGCCACUGCCUGAGAAGCCCAAACUGUUGGUGAGUGCCACUAAUUCAGGUACCGCUCUCCUUCAGUGGCACCCUCCCCCAAACCCGCCCACCCCGCUCCUCGGGUACCGCCUCACCUUUGGCCGCGUAGACGUCCUCCCCUUCACGGUGGUGGAGUUUCCCACCAAGGAGAACCGCUACACGGCCCACGACAUCCACAAGGGAGCAAACUAUGUGUUCAAACUCUCCGUCCGAAACAAAAUGGGCUACGGGGAGGAGGCGGUAAAGGAGGUGACCACCCCAGAGGACGCCCCAAGUGGAUACCCAGAAAAUAUAAACUCUGAUGAAGCCUUUGCCACCUCGCUCAGACUGAUAUGGAAAUCAGUCCCUCUUAUUGAGCAGAACGGGAAAAUCACGCAGUACUCUGUGCUGUAUAAAGAUAUAAACAGUCGAGGGAACGCCUCUGAAGUUAUGGUGCCCGCUCCAGGGUCGAGUGUGUUGUUGGAGGCUCUGAGUGCCGAUACUGUGUAUGAAGUCAGGGCGUGCGCGUUCACAGCUGUCGGCCCUGGGCCGUACAGCCCUGGUGUCCAGUUUAGGACACAGCGGCUGGACCAAGUUUUUGCAACCAACUUCAGAGUAAAAGCCGCCAUGAAGAACUCUGUCCUUCUCUCCUGGGAGAUCCGAGAAAAGAACCCUGCACAGCCCUUCACUAUCCUGUACGGAAAGGGCCAGUCGGUGGAAGUGGAUGGAAAACAGACUCAGAAGCUGAUCACCGGCCUGGAGCCCAACACUCUGUACUCCUUUCUGCUCACCAACCGGGCCAACAGCGCCGGGGGCCUGCAGCACCGCGUCACCGCCACCACGGCCCCCGACAUCCUCAAGACCAAGCCCACCGUGGUGGGGAAGACCAACGCAGACGGCAUGGUGACUGUGCAACUACCCACCGUGCAGACCACGGCUAAAGUCAGGGGUUACUACGUGGUGGUGUUGCCCCUGAAGAAGCAGAGAGGGAAGUUCCUGAAUCCCUGGGAGGAGCCUGAUCAGAUGAACAUGGAUGAGCUGCUAAAGGAGAUCAACAGGACGAGUGUCAGUCACGCCCUUCGCAUCCGCAGACAGGCGGGCCAAUCAGAUCCCAAGGCCUAUGUCACCGCCCACUUUAAGACCCUCCCCCUGGAGUUCACACUGGGUGAUGCACGAAACUAUGGGGACUUCCGCAACCGCCCACUGCAGAACGGACAGGAGUAUGUGUUCUUUGUGCUCGCACUGCUCGACCUCUCCGAGAAUACCAUGUUUGCCACCAGCCCUUAUUCUGACCCCGUCACCUCACUGGAUGUGGACCCAAAGCCAAUAGUUGACGAAGAGGAGGGGCUGCUGUGGGUGGUGGGGCCUGUGCUGGCUGUCAUCUUCAUCGUCUGCAUUGUCAUCGCCAUUCUCCUCUUCAAGAGCCAACCUGACAGGAAACGAGCCGAGGCCGAAGGCAGGAAGGGAAGUUUCCCCUGCAGCAAAGCCAUGUCGUCUCACCACCCCACUGAUCCUGUGGAGCUCCGCAGGAUAAACUUCCAGACUCCAGCCUACCGUGUAUCAGUGUACCGCGGCUAUCGCCGUUUGUCAAGCAUGGCAAGUCACCCGCCCGUCCCCAUCUCGGAGAUGGCAGAUCACAUUGAGCGCCUCAAGGCAAACGACAAUCUCAAGUUCUCUCAAGAGUACGAGUCCAUCGACCCUGGUCAGCAGUUCACAUGGGAGAACUCCAACCUGGAGGUCAACAAACCAAAGAACCGCUAUGCUAACGUCAUCGCCUAUGACCACUCCAGGGUUAUACUCUCCAGCAUAGAUGGUGUCCCAGGCAGUGACUACAUCAACGCUAACUAUGUCGAUGGCUACCGCCGUCAGAAUGCCUAUGUCGCAACUCAGGGCUCCCUCCCUGAGACCUUUGGGGACUUCUGGAGAAUGAUCUGGGAGCAGCACACAGCCAACAUUAUCAUGAUGACCAAGCUGGAGGAGAAGUCACGGGUGAAGUGCGAUCAGUACUGGCCGACCCGGGGCACCGAGACCUACGGCCUCAUUCAGGUCACUCUGCUGGACACAGUGGAGCUGGCUACCUACUCUGUCAGGACCUUCGCUCUGUACAAGAGCGGCUCCAAUGAGAAGCGUGAGGUUCGUCACUUCCAGUUCACAGCCUGGCCGGACCACGGGGUGCCCGAGCACCCUACGCCCUUCCUGGCCUUCCUCCGGAGGGUUAAGGCCUGCAACCCUCCAGAUGCAGGACCCAUGGUCGUCCAUUGCAGCGCUGGAGUGGGUCGCACAGGCUGCUUCAUCGUGAUCGAGGCCAUGGCCGAGCGCAUCAAGCACGAGAAGACCCUCGACAUCUAUGGUCACGUCACGCUGAUGCGCUCCCAGAGGAACUACAUGGUCCAGACGGAGGAUCAGUACAUCUUCAUCCACGAUGCACUGCUGGAGGCCGUGACCUGCGGGAACACCGAGGUCCCCGCCAGGAACCUGUACUCCUACAUCCAGAGGCUGACCCAGAUUGAACCGGGAGAGAAUGUCACCGGCAUGGAGCUGGAGUUCAAGCGUCUGGCCAGUGCCAAGGCCCACACAUCACGGUUCGUGAGUGCCAACCUGCCAUGCAACAAGUUCAAGAACCGGCUGGUGAACAUCAUGCCCUAUGAGACCACGCGGGUGUGUCUGCAGCCAAUCAGAGGAGUGGAGGGUUCCGACUACAUCAACGCCAGCUUCAUCGAUGGAUACAGGCAGCAGAGGGCCUAUAUAGCCACUCAAGGGCCCCUGGCUGAGACAACAGAGGACUACUGGAGGAUGCUGUGGGAACACAACUCCACCAUUGUUGUCAUGUUAACCAAACUGAGAGAAAUGGGACGGGAGAAGUGUCACCAGUACUGGCCCGCUGAGCGCUCGGCCAGGUACCAGUACUUUGUGGUGGAUCCCAUGGCUGAGUACAACAUGCCCCAGUACAUCCUCCGAGAGUUCAAAGUGACCGAUGCCAGGGAUGGCCAAUCACGGACGGUUCGUCAGUUCCAGUUCACUGAUUGGCCGGAGCAAGGAGUGCCAAAGUCAGGGGAGGGAUUCAUUGAUUUCAUUGGCCAGGUGCAUAAAACGAAAGAGCAGUUUGGCCAGGACGGGCCAAUUUCGGUGCACUGCAGCGCUGGAGUGGGAAGGACCGGUGUGUUCAUCACCCUCAGCAUCGUGCUGGAGAGGAUGAGGUACGAGGGCGUGGUGGACAUUUUCCAGACGGUCAAGAUGCUGCGCACCCAGAGACCAGCCACCGUUCAGACCGAGGACCAGUACCAGUUCUGCUACCGGGCCAGUCUGGAGUACCUGGGAAGCUUCGACCACUAUGCAACAUAAACCCAGUGGCUCUCUCUCUCUCAUGCCACAUCCCACCUAGUGCACUUUUCUUAGGUCACGCGCAGCCUGAAUUAAUGCAUUAGGCUGCGAUGUUUCUUUGAAGAUUCCGCCACCACAUGCAGAGUGAAGGGGGGGGGGGCCGCCGGCUUGUCCCGUACCCAGAAACAGCACCUCUAACUGAGCCAUAGCAACCCGCUUGACAAGGGGGUUCCCUUCCACCCCUCAGCCCCAACACGCCGAUCGGUCAGUCUGAAGACGCAACUUCAACCACUGUUCCAGUCAGAACACUUGAUCAGAUCUCUAGAUUUUUUGAAUUCAUUUCUGUGCUGUUGUGAGCACCCAGAUCGCUUUACAUUGUCAGGGGUGUGGAACUCUGCACCUCGUCCACCACCAGUGUAGCAUCACCAACUUGAAAACAGGACCCAGCUACGGUUAUUCAGCUGCCACAGCAAAUGUUUUUGAUUUUUCUAUCGUGGGGACUGUCGUGAGGGAGACCAAGGAUCCGUUCGAUGGACGCCUCGUGGACUGAACGAACUGGGACUUUUGAGCACCAGGGAAUUGCCAACAGGAAACUGAAAACACAGAGCACACAGUAUUAAAAUGACCAAGAACACACAUCCAAAAAAAAAAAAGACACCAAGAAGUGUUUUUUUUUUAUUUCUGUUUUAUUUUGGAAACGGACUCAUUUCCUGUGAAUGAACAAGAUGUUUCUAUCAUGUAGUAAUGGAAAGAAACACCAGUUCUACCUUACGCGUGUCACGGUUUAAGAUAUGGGGAAGUUUGAGAGAAAUAAAAAACGCAUCAUACCACAAAGUAAAACAUUCAUUUAGUUUUUUAGAAAAAAUAUGAAUAUGUGAUUACCUUGUUUUAAAAAAAAAACAUAAACGGGGUAGUCCUUAUGGCACGUUCUGUUUCUUUGUUUUUACGGAUGUAUAACUUUGUCCCCACUGGCCAUAGAAAGGCAAAGCUGUGUGUGAGCCAAUGAGCUGAAGCGUCCUGUUUCCUUUUAAAAAAAACGUGAUACAAACUGUUUUUCAAGUGUACAAUCAAAUCUCGUGUGGGAAAUGUUCACAGCACCACGACAAAACACCACCACUGAGUGUCACUCUCCUGUAUUCUCCACCCACCCUCUCUUUGUUUAAAAAGGACACGUAUGUUCACACGCACACGCGGGACUCUCAGCCUCGUCUCCACGUGCUCUACGACGUCAGACGCCCCGAGAAUGGCCGACCAUUUUUUCUUUCUUGUUUGUUUGUUUGUUUUGAACUCCCAGAGACACAGUAUUAACCCUGCUGCUGCCGAGUCCUGACGAACAACCCCCGCCACGGUGUUCCGUGUGCACGCCAAGAGAACGGCCGAUAGAACACACGAAUGGAGAGUAUGCACAGAACGCAAAAUAUAUAUAUAGAAAAAAAAAUAUUUAUGUGUCCAAAUAAGCUUCACAAAGAUUUGUCAAACAGGGCGUGAGGAACGGAUGUAGAGGAGGGGUGGGGGGGGUCAUCGAAAAAAAAAAAAACUUUUCUCACCGGAAUGCUCACGUAUGACUUUUCUCUGUCUGAUUCAGUGUGCAAUAAGUAGAUGUAUUAUAUAUAUAUAUAUUUUUGUGUGGAGUCACUAACAGCAAGUUAUAUAUGCCAGUGCGAUGAUGGUGCAAUGUUUUUCCAGACACGCGGAUGUUAGGCUCCGUGAGGCUCCCAC